GUGCAGCACACCAGUGGACCUCAGCAUACUUGGCUCUGGAAACAGGUAUCGAACAGUGAACAGAGGACCUGAGUUCACUCUCCCGGCCUAAAGGGUACAGCAUGUCUGAUAUGCAUGACAACAUUUUCACAAAGAACCUUUUGAACUUGGCGCUUGAUGAUGCCUUGCUCCCAAGACCAUCUCAGCUCAAAGUCCCAGGACAAGGUCGACUGAACCGGUCCACCUCGUUCUUCGCACCCUCCUCCUCGCCUCCCCCCUCCAAUCUCAGUUUCAGCACUGAGCAAAUCAAUGACGAUGACAGCAGCGGCUCGCUAUGGUCAUCAAACAUCUGGAGCCAGAGCCCUAGUCUCCAAACUAAGGCAUCGCCUCUGCAGGUGCGCUCCAUGAGCCUGACCGAGUCCAGCAUCUCGCUGCUCUCCUCCUUCGGACAACUCAAGAACCUGGAAGCUUUUCCUUCCGGACCUGUCACAACUGUGGCUCCUCCGCCAGGCUUCCCCCCCGGAUCCAACCUGCCCGCCCAGGUGCCACCCAUGCUGUCCUCCAACCGUUACAAGACUGAGCUCUGCCGUGGCUUCCAGGAGACGGGCAGUUGCAAAUAUGGCAGCAAGUGCCAGUUUGCCCACGGUGAAGCGGAGUUGCGUGGAAUGUAUCGCCACCCCAAGUACAAGACGGAGCCUUGCAGAACCUUCUACAACUUUGGGUACUGCCCAUAUGGAUCUCGCUGCCACUUUAUCCACGAGGAGAAAAUCAGCGGGGGCCAACUAUCAUCCGGCAAAUUCCAGACUCAGCGCCAACCAUCUCUCAACCCGAGCAAUGGUCAGAAUCAACGCCACCAACUCCGCCAGAGUGUCAGCUUUGCGGGGUUCAUGGGCUCGUCACGGACCUCCCCUCCGCCAUCAUUCCCGACAUCCUUUACUGAUCCAAACCUGGGCUUCAGCAGGGCGGCCUCUGUGUCUCCACCUCCGGCAGAUCUGAUAUCCCCGGUGUUUGCUGACUCCCUCACACGGGAAGUAGCGGCAUUCCAGUUUGGCAACCAUCAAACCCGUGCCAGCUCUGGAGACAUCCACAACAUUCCUCUCAUCGUCGAGCCAAAAGCAUCGCGCUGCAUGUGUGGCCACGGGAACGACUUCUCUGUUUUGCACAGCAACAGUGGCAGAGGCUUUGCCAAGAUGACGGAUGGAAACCAGCAGGACAGCAGUGCCUUGUUUGCCGGUUCCAGCCACGGUGGAUCGGCGAAGCAUGCCAGUCUGCAGCGUUUCUCCUCCGAGGACUCCCUGGAAGACAGCUACAGCAGCAGCAGUGGAGGCUCCAGCGGGUCUGAGUCUCCAACUUUCGAUGGAUCGGCCACCAAGAGGCUCACUGUAUUUGAACGGCUGUCCUUGUCCGACUAAGGGAAAUUACGGAAGGGAACUGUGUCUGUCUCGUUUUUCUUCAGAACCAGAACUGAUCAGGACAAGUCAACUUUUGAUGACACGAUAACACAUAAUGUUCUUAAUCCAUGUAUGUUGACAAAGUGAUUACUCGAGCGGAUAUCAUUACAAAUUGUCACCAGGGUAGCAAAUCGGACCUUUUUAUGUGGUCUUCCGUAGAUUUUGACCAGAUCGGCAAUCUGGCUGGUUUGCAUAUUUACAACUGUGGCGAUCAAGACGGCUCAACAGUUGAGACAAUCAAUAGUGUCUUGCCUUAAAAAUUCUCCCUGCCUCACAAGACAUUGCUCCUCAGUGCCGAGAACAGUAUGUUUGAUUGCGUGACCUUCAUGAGAAAGACCUCACGUGUGUAAUUGAUGCCAUUUUAUCUGUGACAUGCACUUUACAGCAAAUUUGAGAGGGAGAAAAUUGUCUCCCGGUAGCAUUCAACCAAAGCUUCAUACUUCACUCUACUGUGUGCGUGUGUGCGUGCGUGUGCGUGCGACUGUGUGUUUGCGUGUAACAGUCUCUUUUUUUUUUUUUUUUCUGGAGACCAGGGGUGCAAGUGGAUGCAAGAUCAAAGUGUGCAACAACAGAAAACCAUAUGUCAUAUGUAAAUAGAUGACCCACUUAAACGUUUUUUUUAAUCUUUGGUGGUUUCUUAAUGUCACCCUCCUGUACGCUCCUUCUAAAAGGUCCCCUGUUUGAUUGACAACCUGGUUCAGGGACUUGAACGCAGUAUUCUUUUGGUUAUUGGUUGCCUCGCAUUGUUUAACUUAAAAGUAAUAUAUUUAUUAUGAUAUUUAUUUCUGUUUAAAUAAAAAAAAUGUAUUUUGUACUUUAUUUAUGAAGAAUUAUUCCAAGCUCUGUGAAUUACCAAUGUGAGAAAAGGGAGUUAAAAAAAAAAGAGAAUGUUAUAUUUUUAAUUGUCCAAACUUGUUGAAAUAAAUUUCUGAAUACCGUAAGGAAAUG
Messenger RNA from Hippocampus comes (tiger tail seahorse), 2378 nucleotides. Its product is annotated as mRNA decay activator protein ZFP36L1. Gene Ontology annotation, molecular function: mRNA binding; metal ion binding. The transcript has 2 exons. Bases 102 to 1391 code for a protein of 429 amino acids. The record is from RefSeq and is a predicted model, not a curated record. NCBI's taxonomy places the organism in Eukaryota, Metazoa, Chordata, Actinopteri, Syngnathiformes, Syngnathidae.